GGGGUCCUUCUACGUCACACAACAAGCGACCACAGCAGGUUAGCCUUUAGCUAGCAUCCAUGCUGUCUCUUCUAGCGGUUACGGCGAAUUGACAGGAGAUUUGGAGGAUGAAUUGAUGUUGUCGGCGCUGAAACAAACGUAGCUUCGGUCCUCUGGAGAGUUUUUCAGUGAGUUUAAGAGUCGAAGCUGAUAUUUUUUGGAGGAACAUGUGGAGCUCCGGCCGCCGUGUCCUUCAGGACCUGCUCAGCCUGUCUUCUGUCAGGAGCUUCUCUCUGAGUCCUGCUCAGAACACAGUUGUGGUGGAGCGAUGGUGGCAGGUGCCUUUGUCCAAAGUCGGCAGCCCUCCGAGGCUUUACGCUCGAAGGCACAAAAUCUACAAGCUGGUCGAAGACACCAAAAACGCUCCAAAGGAGAGGAUGGAGCUCAUCCUGACUCAGAAUGUUCCCAAGCUCGGCGGGCGAGGAGACACCGUGUUCGUGAGGAAGUCUGUCGGCAGAAACAAGCUGCUGCCUGAAGGCCUCGCAGUCUAUCCAUCACCGGAGAACAAAGCGUUGUUUGCUGAGGAGUUGAGGCUUUUCCAUGAUGGCAAACUAGAGGACAGAGUCCAAACCCGCACCGGGCAAAUGACGGUGGAUUUCCUCAAACGCUCCAAGCUGAAGAUUCAUCAAAUGCCCUCUGAAGAAUUCCAGGUUAACAAAGAAAUCGUCUGCAGACAGUUGGUCAAGAAGCUGGGCGUGGUCGUGCCGCCUCAUGCACUGAAGCUUCCAUUUGAGUCGGUGAAGGAAGUGGGUGAAUACUGGUGUGAAAUUACGGUUAAUGGAAUGGACACAGUUCGUGUCCCCAUAUCGCUGGUGCCGUAUGAAGACUUCUCUGCGAGCCAUCAGAAAAUGUUGAAAGAACAAAGGCAGCGGCAGACAGAUGUUACAGAAGCUGCUGAUGAGGAGGGCGUUAUUUUAAAGGCUGAAGCAGCAGCAGAGAGUGAAGCUGCUAAAGAGACUGCUGCUGAGGAAACUGUAGGAACGACACAAGAACCACCAGCAACACCGAGUGAAGACCCGAAAACCAAGUAAAGGACUUUAAAUGAGCGUAUUUGUAGAACCACAGAGGAUAUUGUUGCCUGUAAUACACGUACAAACAUCACAAAGAUUGUGAGUUUUAUGGAGGACAAAUGUAACAACUGAAUCCCUGUAAUGUUGGUUGUGAGUGCAUCAUUAAAAUGUAAUACGCAAGAAUA
Molecule: messenger RNA, 1234 nt
Organism: Acanthochromis polyacanthus (spiny chromis)
Lineage: Eukaryota; Metazoa; Chordata; Actinopteri; Pomacentridae
Gene: mrpl9
Product: mitochondrial ribosomal protein L9
Exons: 7
Coding region: 207-1070 (287 amino acids)
Biological process (GO): translation
Cellular component (GO): ribosome; mitochondrion
Molecular function (GO): structural constituent of ribosome
Source: RefSeq, a predicted model, not a curated record